CAUUGUUUCCGCACCUUGGCAGUUAAAUCAGCUGGAACUGAAAAGGAAAUGGAGCAAGUGAACGCCAAACCAAAUUUAGAUAUCUGCCUCAGUGAUUUAAAGCUUGUUCUAGGACCAGAAUUGAGAAUAAUUUACCCUUUGAUUCUUAAUUUUGCUGUCAGUGGAGAGCUUGAGCUAAAUGGCCUGGCUCAUCCCAAAUUGAUAAAACCUAAAGGUAUUCUAACAUUUGAAAAUGGUGACGUGAAUCUUGUGGCGACUCAGGUGAGCCCCAUGUUAACUUUGUAGUGUAGAUUUUCUUGUGCACUGCUUGUUAUCUUAUUAGUGUUUCUAUAGUCUGGGUUUUGUUUUUUGUUGAAAAUGUGAUGUUGGCCUAUAUAAAUUCAGGUGAGGCUUAAGCGAGAGCAUCUGAAUGUCGCAAAAUUUGAGCCCGAGUAUGGGCUAGAUCCAAUGCUUGAUUUAGCUUUGGUUGGAUCUUAGUGGCAAUUCAAAAUUCAAAGUAGGGCCAGCAAUUGGCAAGACAAACUGGUAGUGACAUCAACAUGAUCCAUGGAACAGGAUGUCCUUUCACCUACUGAGGCUGCUAGAGUCUUUGAGAGCCAAUUGGCGGAGUCCAUCUUGGAAGGUGAUGGCCAGCUGGCACUUGAAAAGCUUGCGAUUGCAACACUUGAAACAUUAAUGCCAAGAAUUGAAGGAAAAGGAGAAUUUGGCCAGGCUAGGUGGAGAUUAGUAUAUGCGCCACAGAUACCUAGUUUGCUCUCUUUCGAUCCGAUAGUUGAUCCUCUCAAAUCUCUGGCCAAUAAUAUUUCAUUCGGUACUAAGGUUGAAGUCUAGCUAGGGAAACGCCUUCAGGUUAUCUUUAAAGUCUUUCAAUUUGCACAACUUAUGAAUGAUGUUUUUAAGUAGCUUUCUUGUGAAAAACGUAAAUCAGUUGAGUUGGAUUAUUCGUAAUUAAGGGGAACAGAAUAAAAAUAUUAGAUUAUCAUCAAGUUGAAGAAGUAAGCCCUCUUUUCCAUUCAAGCAUUGUAUAGUUGCAUUUUGAAUCUUGUUUUCGGGUAUUUGUCCAACAAAACAUCUUUAAUGGGAC
Juglans microcarpa x Juglans regia is the source of this 1084-nucleotide messenger RNA. RefSeq names its product protein SUBSTANDARD STARCH GRAIN 4, chloroplastic-like. NCBI's taxonomy places the organism in Eukaryota, Viridiplantae, Streptophyta, Magnoliopsida, Fagales, Juglandaceae. The coding region runs from base 547 to 831 and encodes 94 amino acids. The transcript is spliced from 2 exons. The record is from RefSeq and is a predicted model, not a curated record.